Pteronotus mesoamericanus is the source of this 4730-nucleotide messenger RNA. It is a transcript of the gene ZNF687, whose product is annotated as zinc finger protein 687. The transcript has 9 exons. NCBI's taxonomy places the organism in Eukaryota, Metazoa, Chordata, Mammalia, Chiroptera, Mormoopidae. The coding region runs from base 113 to 3820 and encodes 1235 amino acids. The record is from RefSeq and is a predicted model, not a curated record.
CUGGGGCGGCUUCUAGGAAGGCCCGGAUACCGCCACCGUUCCAUGGGGCGGAUGGGCGAAACUCCCAGCCUGUUGAAAGCACAGCCCCUAGCCGGGUCUGGGACCUGCCGCCAUGGGAGACAUGAAGACCCCUGAUUUUGAUGACCUCCUUGCUGCCUUUGACAUCCCUGACAUUGAUGCAAAUGAAGCCAUCCACUCUGGGCCAGAAGAAAAUGAGGGGCCAGGAGGCUCAGGGAGGCCAGAACCCAGUGUAGGGGGUGAAUCUGGAGAAGCAACAGCAGCAGCUGUGAGGGAUGGCCCUGGGGUUUCAGCCCAGGCCUCUGACCAUGGCCUGCCAUCAGCGGACAUCUCAGCAGUCAGUGUCAUUGUCAAGAACACUGUGUGUCCUGAGCAGUCUGAGUCCCUGGUUGGAAGUUCAGGAGGGGAAGGGGUCCGGGCUGGGGGUACAACUAAGGAAGGGCCUGUGGGACCACGUCUGAUGCAGAAUGGUUUUGGGGGCCCUGAGCCAUCCCUUCCAGGAAACCCCCACUCUCCAACUCCUCCCAGUGGGAGUACGUGGAAAGAAAAAUCCAUGGAAGGCAAAGCUCCUUUGGACCUCUUUGCUCAUUUUGAGCCGGAGCCAGGGGAGCACCCUGAUCCCCUGCCUCCGUCUGCACCCUCCCCACCUCGGGAAGGGGCCAUGACCCCACCUCCUUUCCCUUCUCCCUUUGAGCUGGCCCGGGAGAAUGGCCCAGCUCUGCUGCCGCCGGCUUCUCCCACACCUCUGGGCGCCUUGAAGCAGGGCGGCUGCAGCCCCCUUCAUCCUCAGAGCAUAGCCCAGCUCGGCUCAGGCUCCAGCCCUGAGGCUGUGGGCAUCCCUGCUAGCGCCUCGCCUCCCCAGGUUGUGGGGUUGCCCUUCUUCAAACAGUCUCCAGGGCAUCAGAGCCCUCUCACCUCCCCAAAAGUACCCAGCUGUCAGCCCCUAAAGGAAGAAGAGGAGGAUCAGGGGCCAGUGGACAAGUGUUCUCCAGGAAGUCCCCAGAGUCCUUCUAGUGGAGCCGAGGCUGCCGAUGAGGACAGCAAUGACUCCCCUGCCUCCUCCAGCUCUUCUAGGCCCCUCAAGGUGCGGAUCAAGACCAUUAAAACAUCCUGUGGGAAUAUCACAAGGACUGUAACCCGGGUCCCCUCAGACCCUGAUCCCCCUACCCCCUUGGCCGAGGGGACCUUCCUGGCUGAGGCCAACUUCCUAAAGCUGUCCCCUGCAGCUCCGACUCCUGAGGGUCCAAAGGUGGUGAGCGUCCAAUUGGGUGACGGCACGAGGCUAAAGGGUACUGUGCUGCCUGUGGCCACCAUCCAGAAUGCAAGUACUGCCAUGCUGAUGGCGGCCAGCGUGGCCCGCAAAGCUGUGGUUCUACCUGGGGGCACUGCCACCAGCCCUAAGACGAUGGCUAAGAAUGUGCUAGGUCUGGUGCCCCAAGCUCUGCCCAAGGCUGAGGGGCGGGCAGGGCUGGGAACAGGAGGACAGAAGGUGAACGGUGCCUCGGUGGUGAUGGUGCAGCCUUCCAAGGCAGCCACUGUGCCAGGAGCAGGCGGCGGCACAGUGAUCUCACGGACCCAGUCCAGCCUGGUGGAGGCCUUCAACAAGAUUCUCAACAGCAAGAACCUGCUGCCUGCCUACCGGCCAAACCUGAGUCCACCUGCUGAGGCCGGGCUGGCCCUACCUCCAACAGGCUACCGCUGCCUCGAGUGUGGGGAUGCCUUUUCAUUGGAAAAGAGCCUGGCGAGGCACUAUGACCGCCGGAGCAUGCGCAUUGAGGUCACCUGCAACCACUGUGCCCGCCGCCUGGUCUUCUUCAACAAGUGCAGCCUGCUACUGCAUGCCAGGGAGCACAAGGACAAGGGGCUUGUCAUGCAGUGCUCGCACCUGGUCAUGAGGCCUGUAGCUCUUGACCAGAUGGUGGGGCAGCCAGACAUCAUGCCCCUGCUGGCUGUCCCAUCUGCCCUCGGACCACCAGCCUUGCCUGCCUUGGGCAAGGGUGACGGGGCCAUCACCACCUCCGCCAUUUCUACAGUUGCUGCUGAGGCCCCUUUGCUGCCGCUCUCAACCGAGCCGCCUGCUGCCCCUGCCACCUCUGCUUACACAUGCUUUCGCUGCCUGGAGUGCAAGGAACAGUGCCGGGACAAGGCUGGCAUGGCUGCCCACUUCCAGCAGCUUGGGCCUCCCGCUCCUGGGGCCACCAGCAACGUGUGCCCAACCUGUCCCAUGAUGCUCCCCAAUCGCUGCAGCUUCAGUGCCCACCAGCGCAUGCAUAAGAAUCGACCUCCCCAUGUCUGCCCUGAGUGUGGGGGCAACUUCCUGCAAGCCAAUUUUCAGACCCAUCUCCGGGAGGCCUGCCUGCAUUUUUCUCGCCGUGUAGGAUACAGAUGCCCCAGCUGUGCAGUGGUGUUUGGGGGUGUGAACUCCAUCAAGUCGCACAUCCAGACGUCGCACUGCGAGGUUUUCCACAAGUGCCCCAUCUGCCCCAUGGCCUUCAAGUCUGCACCCAGCGCCCACGCUCACCUCUACACCCAGCAUCCCAGCUUCCUCACGCAGCAGGCCAAGAUGAUCUACAAGUGCGCCAUGUGUGACACGGUCUUCACUCACAAGCCCCUCCUCUCCUCACACUUCGACCAGCACUUGCUGCCCCAGCGUGUCAGUGUCUUCAAGUGCCCGUCUUGUCCUCUGCUUUUUGCCCAAAAAAGGACCAUGCUGGACCAUCUCAAGAACACCCAUCAGUCUGGUCGCUUGGGAGAGGAGGCUGCUGGGAAAGGGGCUGCGGAUGCCCUUACGACCCCCAAGGCUGAGCCUGAGGAGUUGGCUGUGUCUCGAGGAGGAGCAGCUCCCCCUACGGAGGAAUCGUCUUCAACCUCAGAAGAGGAGGAACUACCCAGCUCCCCAGAGCCCCCUCGUCCAACCAAACGGCCUCGCAGGGACUUAGGAAACAAAGGCACAAAGGGUGGGGGUGGGGGCCCUGGAGGCUGGACCUGUGGCCUUUGUCACUCCUGGUUCCCGGAGCGUGAUGAGUAUGUGGCUCACAUGAAGAAGGAGCAUGGCAAGUCAGUGAAAAAGUUCCCUUGUCGCCUGUGUGAGCGAUCCUUCUGUUCCGCCCCCAGCCUGAGACGCCACGUCAGAGUCAAUCAUGAGGGUAUCAAGCGAGUUUACCCAUGCAGGUAUUGCACAGAGGGAAAACGCACCUUCAGCAGCCGCCUGAUCCUGGAGAAACACGUCCAGGUCCGGCAUGGCUUGCCUCUCGGGGACCAGUCUCCUGGCCGGGGGAGUAUCGUGGUCCGGGGCCCUGGUGCCAGAGCCCAGGGGCCAGGACGGAAACGUCGCCAGUCCUCUGAUUCUUGCAGUGAGGAGCCCGACAGCACAACGCCUCCAGCCAAAUCCCCCAGGGGUGGACCUGGGUCGGGAGGCCCCCUUCGCUACCGGAGCGGUGGCUCAGUGGAGCAGAGCCUCAUGGUGGGGUUGAGGGUGGAUGGCGGGACCCAGCAGUGCCUUGACUGUGGCUUAUGUUUUGCCUCCCCUGGCUCCCUGAGCCGGCAUCGCUUCAUCAGCCACAAGAAGAAACGGGGUGUGGGUAGUGCCAGUGCCCUGGGCCUGGGUGAUGGGGAGGAAGAGGCCCCUCCAUCGAGGUCUGAUGCAGAGGUUGGAGAUUCACCCUUGCCUGCUUCUGGAGGCCCGCUGACCUGUAAGGUCUGUGGCAAGAGCUGUGACAGCCCUCUCAACCUCAAGACCCAUUUCCGCACACACGGCAUGGCGUUCAUCAGGGCUCGGCAAGGGGGCAGUGGGGACAACUAGGCCCCAGACCUGGACUGACUGCCCCCAUCCCUCUUCCCUGGGAGCCUGGGUCACUGCUGCUGCCUAGUCUGCAGGCUGGGGAGUUUGCUAUAAUUCACAUUUGUUCAGUUCCUCUUCCCUCUAACCCCCAGAGACAACAAACUUGAGCAUUAUAGUUACUUGCAGUCCCCACUUUGGGUUUGGCCCUUGGGUCCUAGUAGAGCGGGCCCUCCAUUCCUCCUUUCAUAGCCCAACACUAAUUACGCUCCUGCUGCAGACCCUGUGUGGGACUGGGGGUGGGAGGACAGGACUUUGUUAGGCCUGCUAGACCGUCCAGGGAAGGACCAGUGCUGGGGCAGUCAGGACACACUCCACAACCCCGUGCAGGCAGACUUCAGGCCUGGCUCUGCUCUGGCACCGCCCCUUAGACUCCCUGGCACUCAAGCCCCCCACCCCUACAGUGCCUUUCACUUGUCUCCCCCACCCCAGAAAUCCAGGGGGGGUGGUAGGGAAGAGCCCUGUCAAGGAGGACCCAGGGAGAGGAGGGGACAGGUUCUCAGGAAUCCUUUAUUCUUGUAGUAAUACUAACAGUGGGGGCAACGGGAGGGAGAAAACCAGACCAUUAAAACUGCUUGUGGUUUAAUCCCCAUUCAGGCUCUCUUAUGUGAUUUGGAUAGUGGAUUUGGUGGAGGGUCUGAGUCACAAGUGGGGAGGCCUUUCUCUGGAAAGGUGGUACUGACCCAGACUGGCAGGGAAAGGGCAGUCUUCCUCCGCCUUGUUCUGUGGGGUGACUGGUAUGCUGGACACGGAGGCAUCUGUUCACUCACUCCCACUCCCCGCGAAAGUACAACUCAGAAAUGAUACAGAUGGCUAACUAAGGACUUUAUUUCGAACAAAAAUUAAAAAUAAAAAAUUGAGAGCUAUUUCCCUG